Molecule: messenger RNA, 1371 nt
Organism: Thermothelomyces thermophilus ATCC 42464
Lineage: Eukaryota; Fungi; Ascomycota; Sordariomycetes; Sordariales; Chaetomiaceae
Exons: 2
Coding region: 248-1216 (322 amino acids)
Cellular component (GO): mitochondrion
Source: RefSeq, a predicted model, not a curated record
GCUUCAAAGUCAUCGCAGCUCGGGUUGUUGUUGCAACGUCGAACCAGCACCUCGGCCGCGACGCACGCUGUCCGACAAACGCAUGCUCGGCAAGGGACACCCGCACCGACGACAACAAAUCGGAUAACGGGCGACCGACCGGAGGCAGGGACUGGGAUCCGAGCAGGAGGAAGUGUCUGGGGAGGAAAGCAGGGAGUGCAAGCGUCUUCGUCGACCUUCAUCCAACGUAUCCGCACGCAGGCACACCAUGUCGCCGUUACGGCUCGGCCUGCGCGCUCGGGAGUUGCUCCCGGUGAAGGGCGCGGGCCCGAAGAGGUCAAUGCUGGUCUUGGCCAACUGUGCAGGCGUCCGUCGACCACGAGGCUUGCCUUCGGCCGCUUCAUUUACGACAUCUCAAGAGAAGAGUCGGAUUCAUCUCAACCGUCCAAGUAUGGAAAGUAUGGCGCCUCGGAUUGGGCAGAAUACUGCGCCCAAAGUCGAGACGUCCCAGAGAGUGGCGGCUAUGUCGGCCGACACAUUAGCAGAAACUCUCUCUGUAGUUUUGCCAGGGUCUUUCGUGCUCCCACCCCUAUCACAGUUUCCUGACUCCCUGGGCAAGAAGAUCCGUUUCCUGAGCCAAUGGAUGUACAUCAAGAUUCAAGAGAUGUUGACAAACGGCUCCGUGGUGUUUUCCUCAAAACCUAGCAUCUUCAAGCGGGCUAGUUUUGAAGUAAAAAGGGGUAGCCUCAUUCCUACCGCGAAGGCACUCCACCGUGCCGUCGCCGAGGCCCUGGCAGCCGGCAACAAGAGCGCAAUCGGCAAGAUCUGCACGAGGGACUACGCCGGCCCCUUGCUCGCAAGUAUCGAUGCCCGGCCCAGAGGGCACCGUUACAGCUGGGAGCUGGUCAAGUAUACCAACAAACUGUUCUACCCGUCACUCAAGUCCCACCGGAUAUCGCCCAUCUCGACCGAGCGCGAAUCCCCGCUCAUCAGGCAAGCCAUCGUGGCCAUCUCGAGCAAGCAACGGGUGGUUGUCUACAACGCCAAGGGCGAAGUCGUUCCGGGCAGCGAAAGGGAGAUGGACGUGGUGGAAAACGUGGCGAUUGCCUGCGUUAUCGAUCCGAAACGGGGUUGGAAGCAAUCAAAAUGGCGUUAUCUCGGCACCAUCAAGCCGACGACACUGGAGUCGUGGCAGGAGGAGAGGGCCAUGGUGUCUCGUCGGCUUCUCGGAAACUGAGCCUCAUGGCUUCAAGGACGUGGUGGUACAUGUUUCAAACGGGAGACAGACGAUGUACGAUGGACAUGGCCGUGUACAAUAUGUGUACAUACCUACAACACUUUGAACGCAACAUCCCUUGUGAGAGAACAUUCGGCGUAAAAGUUGGAAAGCAU